Molecule: messenger RNA, 689 nt
Organism: Manduca sexta (tobacco hornworm)
Lineage: Eukaryota; Metazoa; Arthropoda; Insecta; Lepidoptera; Sphingidae
Exons: 4
Coding region: 182-535 (117 amino acids)
Source: RefSeq, a predicted model, not a curated record
CCUAAUAAUGGAAACUAUUACACUUAACCUAUACGCGGUUUGUAGAGAAUCGCUACUAUCUCUGUAUGAAUUGAGGCUUAAACCGCAUGAAACCUAUGCUGCGAUUAUGUAGGUAGAAAAGGCAGACAAAUGUAUUUGUAAGUCGUUGUGGAGCGAUAUUUAGUCAUAAGGUACUUAAAUAAUGAUGAAACUGUUGUAUAUCUUUGGUGUAAUUUAUUUUGUGGGCUCGCUAUGGCGCAGUACUGAAGGGCAGGACUUCGAAGAUCCAUUAAAGAGUUUUCAGCCAAUCACUUUGGACUAUGUCAAUCGCGGCAGCUUUAACAUCUCCGGCUGCCUAAAUGAUCUUAUCAACUGUUGGGAACUCGUCAGAGGCGAUGUGAUCUGCUGGCACGGCAGAUAUUUUGAAACAGUUUGCGGAUUGAGCAGGGAAUACUGCCAGGAUGUUAUCGGAGACAUUGACACGACCCUGACAUACUACGAGUUCACUUUAUUCGAGGCAGUAUGUCAAAACAGGUGGCAUGAAAAUUACACGUAGAACUCAACGCAUGGUGAUUAAAAAAACAACAUGGCUGUUCUAUUGAUUUAUAAUGUAAUAAACAGUUUUUUUUUAAUUAUAAAUGAUAUGAAUUUAGUUUAUAUAUAAGGGGGGUUAAAAUGUUGAAAUAAAUAAACACACUAUAAUUCGGAAA